AUGGCUGCCCCAGCAAAGAAGACACUUCGGGACCUAAACGGCACCUGGGUCAUGAACAAGACCCUCUCCGACUCGGCCGACCCAGCCCUGGCGCUGCAGGGCGUGGGCUGGCUGACGCGCAAGGCCGUCGGCCUGGCGUCGGUGACGCUGCACGUCAAGGAGUACGUCGACGAGGCCGGGCUGACGCACGUGGACAUCCAGCAGACGGCGACGGGCGGCGUCAAGGGCACCACCGAGAACCGCACCUUCGACAACACCUUCCGCGAGCACAGCGACUGGCUCUUCGGCAACGUCAAGGGCCGGACCGGCUGGGUCGCCUCCAAGGACGAGAUCACCGACGAGUACCUCAAGAAGGGGUGGGAGCAGGCGCAGACCGAGUUCGUCGUGGGCUACGUCGAGAGCCUCGACCGCGGCUGGACGGCCACCCAGGUCUGGGGGUUCCAGGAGGUCAACGGCGAGAGGAGGUAUGCGCGCAACAUUGUUGUCGCCAAGGGGGAUGAGAGGGUCGAGAUGAGGCUCGUCUAUGACUUUUACUCCGAGGAGCCUUAG
Diaporthe citri is the source of this 549-nucleotide messenger RNA. RefSeq lists its product as uncharacterized. The transcript is spliced from 2 exons. NCBI's taxonomy places the organism in Eukaryota, Fungi, Ascomycota, Sordariomycetes, Diaporthales, Diaporthaceae. The record is from RefSeq and is a predicted model, not a curated record. Bases 1 to 549 code for a protein of 182 amino acids.